Messenger RNA from Rhododendron vialii, 1517 nucleotides. RefSeq names its product G-type lectin S-receptor-like serine/threonine-protein kinase SD2-5. Gene Ontology annotation, molecular function: ATP binding; protein kinase activity. Gene Ontology annotation, biological process: protein phosphorylation. Lineage: Eukaryota; Viridiplantae; Streptophyta; Magnoliopsida; Ericales; Ericaceae. The record is from RefSeq and is a predicted model, not a curated record. Bases 1 to 1407 code for a protein of 468 amino acids. The transcript is spliced from 2 exons.
AUGCAGUACAUACAGUCAUUAAGCCUACGAGCCAAGUCUCUGAACUUAUAUGAAGCACCUAUUUCAUGUGAUCAAUCGCAAUAUCAUAGCCUUCUAGAGCUUAAGGGUACUAGUUACUUUGGUUUCAACCCACUAUUAUACUACCACAACAUAAAUACACCAGCAUUCGUUGUGAAAACAGAAGCGGAUUGCAAGAAGAGUUGUUUGAGUAAUGGUUCAGAGCCAGUUUCAGUGCAGAAACCUGUGAUUUCUACCAGAACGAAAUCAAGGUGCAACAUAGUCAUAUUGGGAUCCAGUCUCGUAGCUGUGUUUGGUAUACUUUCUUGGGUUCUCUAUCACUUCUUCAUUUUCCGGAAUAAAAGAGAUUCUGCAGAAGAUGUUGAGUUGUCUCUAGUUCAAGUGUCCGGGUUGCCUACCCGAUUUUCUUUUGAAGACUUGAAAUCCAUGACUAACAAUUUUACUAAUAAGCUUGGGGAAGGAGGAUUUGGGUCGGUCUUUUUGGGGACGUCGAUCGAUGGCACCAAAGUAGCAGUGAAGCGCCUGGAUGGUUUUGGUCAAGUUAAUAAGUCAUUCUUUGCUGAAGUUCAAACAAUAGGUAGUAUCCACCAUGUCAAUUUAGUGAGAUUGAUUGGAUUUUGUGCUGAAAAUUCUAAUAGGCUUCUAGUUUACGUGUACAUGUCCAACGGGUCCUUGGAUAGAUGGAUAUUCACAAGACAUCAAGAGCUCACUCUUGGGUGGGAAUCUAGAAGGAAGAUCAUUGCGGAUAUAGCCGAGGGACUUGCCUAUCUCCAUGAGGAUUGCAGACAAAAAAUAUAUCAUUUGGAUAUCAAACCCCAAAACAUCCUCUUAGAUGAAAACUUUGAAGCAAAAGUUUCUGACUUUGGAUUAGCAAAACUAAUUGAUAAGGACCAAAGCCAAGUUGUAGCGACAUUGAGGGGAACCCCUGGCUACAUGGCUCCUGAAUGGUUGAGCUCAAUUAUCACGGAGAAAGUAGAUGUCUAUAGCUUUGGGGUCGUGGUCUUAGAGAUCCUCUGUGGACGCAAAAAUUUGGAUUGGUCUCAGCCAGAGGAAGAGAUGCAUUUAUUACGUUUAUUCAAAAGGAAAGGAGAAGACGGACAACUUUUGGAUAUGGUCGAUAAAUACAAUGCUGAUAUGCAAUUACAUGGAGCUGAGGUGGUGGAGAUGAUGAAGCUUGCUGUGUGGUGUCUACAAAGUGAUUACCGGAGGCGGCCUUCAAUGACAGUGGUGGUUCAGGUGAUGAAGGGCCUCGUUAGUGUUCAAGACAAUUUGGACUAUAACUUCAUAAAUGCUCCGGCAAGAAGAACAAUGACAGCUACUAGUGAGGACUUGGAUGCCAUUGAUGAUGGCACUCCGUUAAUAGCAUCAGUUCUAUCAGGACCAAGGUGAAGGCAAGUUUAUAGAAAGAUCAAUAAAAAUUCAUUCGACUGUAAAUUAUGUUGACAAACCAAUUGGUCCAAGUCGUAAUUUCUUGUUAAAAACAUGUUAUCCUUUUCCUU